AGACCCGCAAAAUGGAAUGUCAUGAAUCAAAUCUUUGUCUUAUUAAAUAGAUGAGUCUACAAUAUACUAAAAAUAUAGAUACUGGAAAGAUUUCACAAGGUGGAGUGUCUCGUGAAACAAAUCUUUGUCUUAUUAAAUAAAUAAGUCUAGGGGUCUUAUUAAUCUUUUCUUUAUUUGUGUAGGGGUCUUAUUAAUCUUUUCUUUGUUUUUAGUAUAUUGUAGACUCGUCUAUUUAGUAAAGCAGAGAUUUGAUUUAUAUAUCCCACCUUGCAUAACUAAGUGUUAAUAUUUUGUUAUCUAUAUUUUCUCUAAUUGCACUAAUUCUCUGCUUUAAGAACAUAAAAAUUAUAUGAGAAAAUAAUUUGUGUUUUUAAAGCACAGAAUUUGUGUAAUUAGAGAAUAUUUAUUCAUACACAUUUCAAAUUCGUAUACUUUUUGCAUACGCAUAUGGUCACAGCUCAUGAACAAUUCGUUAAAUUGCAUUGGUAUGACAGAUUUUCUAACCUCAAUAAUCAACUUUAAUGCUUGAUAUCUUAGUUCACAGGACAGUGCGACAAUUUUUUCAGCUAGCUUUUUUCGUUUCGUACAAAAACGUGCGAAUGAGCCUAAUUUCAUCAAAAUUGGAAGUAAUGAGGGUGUCUUGGAUAAUUACUAUUUUAUAUUUCAAUUAAUUAUAUAAUUAGGUUUUAUAUUUUAAAUCUAAAGUUACUACUAAAUUCUGGAAAAUAUGCAUGCGACUCGCGGUGACACAUCCGAGAGACGAUUUGAGAUACAAUGCGAACUAGAGUCGGAGAUCACCGCUUUGGAGGCUCUGAAAGAGGCGGAAGAACGCAGCCGACGAUUGACGAGCGGAGUAAUAGGGAUACUCUCUUCGUUGGAGGACCGUUUAGCUACGCUGCGCCGUACGAUACUUCCUGUUUACAACGAGACUGGAAAUCUCCAGGCUCAACAACACAACAUAGAGAAGACCUUAAGCGUGCUAGAUCAUGCUAUUGGAUACUACGGUGUAUGUCAAGAAGUUGAAGCCGUAGUGCGCGCCGAGCCGAGUGGGCCUAGUGGUCUGGAUGGCUUUCUCGAGGCUAUGAAUCGAUUGUAUAACGCUCAGCGAUACUUUCAGAAGAACAAUCCCAGCUCCGUCGAGUUGCAAAACGUCACAGGUCUUUUUUCAAUCGGCCUAGAAUCGCUUUACGCUGAGUUCCAUGAUAUUCUCAAUCGUCAAAGUAGACCCAUCUUGCCUAUCGUGCUUUUGGAUUUGAUCGGCUCCGAUGAAGAUACCAGUAGCGAAGACGCGCCGCAGUCCCUGUGCCAAUUGCCCGAAAGCGUUAUGAGCGAUUUACUAAAGAUUGCCGGAUGGCUGGAAGAGAGAGGCCAUCGUAGACACACAAAAAUCUACGCCUCUGUACGUUCCGCCAUUGUCUUGAGAUCUCUGCUACUGCUCAAAGAACAUCAGAGGAGUGCCAGCGGUGGUAGCACUCAUGGUGGAAGUCCAAUGCCUCGAGCAAAAUUUGCUAACCGUCACUCUCUGGAUGGUCAAGAGAAUGCGGGACGCAAAGCAUCGCGGCGACUGCAGCACGCAUUGGACAAAGCUAAUAAAAUGCUUUUAAAAGCGUCACAAACGACGAGGCUGAACCUGGCACUAAAUUCAGUAUCCAGGAAACCAACGCUACAACUCGCCCCGUAUUCGAUGGAAGAUGCGGCGCCCGAUGAACAGGAAAUGGACAAUUACCUUUUGUUAGCGGCUGGUCUGCAUAAGCUCAUACAAGCUGAGCGCGCGCUGGUCGCCAAGAUCCUGCCCACUUCCCUGCAAGCGCAGGUACUCGAAGCUACCGUGCGUGAUGCGAUGGAUCUGGUGGCGCACGAUGGCGACAGCAUAGCCACGCGCGCUAAGCGCUGUAUUACGAGACGCGACUUUUCUGCCGUUCUCGUGGUUUUUCCGAUUCUGAAGCAUCUCGGUGAACUAAAGCCCGAUCUUGAAAGAACAGUCGAAGGUUGCGAUUACGCUCUCCGUUCCAAGUUUGCAUCUGUGCUCGACACAUUACACACGACCGGUGCUAAAGCUUUGGAAGAGUUUGCAGAAAGUGUGAGAAAUGAGUCCGGUGCAGGUUUGCCAAAGGACGGUACCGUGGCGGAAGGAACUAGCAAUGUUUUGGUCUUUCUAGAACAAUUGGCUGAAUACGCGGAUAUGGCCGGUGCUGUUCUUCGACGCAAUCUUUUCACAGAUCAGUCCGCGUUAUACUCAAAAGAUCCGGAAAAUGUACAUAAAAUGGUUCUUGGUAUAUACAUCAAAAAGGUUCUUGCUCAAUUGAAUUUGGCGUUAGUGAGUAAAAGCGAUGCAUCUUACUCCGAUCUUGCUUUACGAGCUUUAUUUCGACUGAAUAACCAUAAUUACGUGGUCAAUGCUCUCUGUCGAAGUUCUCUUAUGGAGCUGCUCCUGCUGGCCGAACCAAGUGCGGCACAAACAUAUCAUGAUUUACUUCUCAAAGACAAAACUAAUUACGUUACUACGACAUUUGCCAAGGCCCGAUCUUACCUUGCAGACGAACCAGAUCUCGCCGCCAAGACAUUGAAGGAGAAGUUUCUGAAUUUUGCGCGAGAAUUUGAAGAAGUGGCCAAAUGUCAACGCUCCUAUUCAGUGCCAGACAGAUGCCUGCGUGAGGAGCUGAAGAAAGAGUUGCACGAGGCACUUGUACCGCCAUACACCGUGUUCCACAAUAAAUAUCGCGACACAUCAUUUUCGAAGAAUCCGGCGAAGUAUAUCAAAUACACGCCCGAUCAAAUAUCUGCACUAAUCAACAUGUUUUUUGAUACGGCCGCGUAAUGUAUAAUGUCUUCCCAUACGGCACAAGAUCUUGUAAAAAACUUUUUAAAAUAUAUAUACAAUAUAAUUUUAGUAAUAUUGCAGCAAUAUAUUAAACACAUUAUGAAAUUAUUAAGAUUUUAUGUAUGAAUAUUUCUAUACUCGUGCAUAUUUUCAUACUCAUAUUCAAGCUGAUGAGUAAUUUCAUAUAAAAAUCUUGUAUUUAAGCUUAGUUUAUUAUGAUUAAUUAUAUUGAUUUAUUUUUAGAAAUGCUAAAUAGUUACAAUGUUUACAAUUAAAGAAAUUUUUCAAACCAAAGUACAAUUUAAUUUUAUAAUUUUACUUUCACAUCAAAAAUUUAAUGUUAAAAUGCGCAGUUUGAAAAAUCUUGUAAAUGUUUGUAAAUUCACUUGGAAAAUGUUUAAACAUUUUCCAAAGUUAUACACGGUUUAACGAUCUACUUUCUGGCCUUUGUUAUUUAAAUGUGUUUCAUAUUAAAAUUUUAUGUAAUUUUAAAAUGUUCUAAAAAAAUUAAAAUUUUUAAAUCUCGAACAAUCUGUAGGACAUAUAUACAAAAACAAUUAAGAAAACAAUUAUAUAAAUUUGCAUUUGCGCUUGCAUUAAUAAUAAAUUAGCAAAUGUUGACAAUAAUAAACCUAGCCCUGAUGACUUUGACAUAUAUUGUCAAAGUCAUAAUCCUGAGAGCAGUCAUAAACCUUUAGACAGUUUUAACCGUUGUUUGUUAUUCGUUAAAAAGUUAUCAUAAAAAAAUUAAAAAUUUAGUGUAUCCCUGGCGAAAAAAUUUCUACACAAAAAGAAAUGUUACAAAGUCUACAAAACAAUGCUAAUAUUGUAACACUUUUGUUACUUAGUAAAUAAAUACAUAAUUCUAAGAAAAAAUAAAUAUCUUUAAGAAAGAAUAAAUAUUUCUACGACAAAAGACUAAUAAAUUAUAUAAAAUUAUACUUUUAGUAGAACUUUAUUUUUUUUAUAAAAGAUUUUUUUGCCAGAGUAAGCUAUUUAGAAUGUUAUAGUUCAUUAUAAUUUAACCGAGUUAGUAAGUUUACCGAGAAAUUUGUAGAAAUCCCAGAAAUGCACUCGUAUAAAUUUUUGUAACAUUUCUUAAAGUGUAGAAUUGUUUCCGCCCAGGAUUGUUUGAACUUUACUUAUAGUAUAAAUACAGGGUCCGAUUAAGGGGAAAUUUCGGUUUUUCGAGUAAAAAAAAUCGAUUUUUUUUACGGAAUAUUUUAGUUUAACAUCUUAAGAAUAUUUCCAGAAAAUUUUAUUUCAAAAUUCAUAAAACUUUUAGAGUUAUGAGUUGGUCUUUACUGACCCGAACGCAGGUUUUGAUGAAUUCGAUCAUAAACCGCCACUACAUGAAGAUGUUCAGCAAGCCAUAAAGCCAAUUUUUGAAGAUUUAUUAUCAAGAGAAUUGUUAAAAAAAUGUUUGGACGGUGAAACUCAAAAUAAUAACGAGAGCUUUUACUCCACCUGCGAUUUGCAACUAAACACCUUUAUUGUGAAUCAGAAAUAAUUGAAAUCGCGGUUUAUUUAGCAACCGGAAUUUUUAAUGAAGAUUUUUGUGCUAUUCUUAAAACUACGACAACGAUAGGAAGAGUUAUAGGAGAAAAAGCCAAAAUAUAUUCCGAAGAGCGAGAUCAGUACCGGGUUGAAAGAUCAGCGCGAUGAAACCUCGAAGCUCCAAAAGGAGCUUGGACAAAGCAUUGAAUCAAACAAAUGGCUCAAAACCAAUUCUACAAAGAAGAGGAAGAACUACUAUAUGGCCCUGGAAUAGCUGAGUAACAGAAAGUUAUACUACCUGGAAGAUCAAUACCGUGCACAUUAGUACAUGAAGAAUUUUGCACAGCGUUAUAUUUAAUUAUAUAUAGCUUCUGUAUUUAUAAUUAAAAAUUAACAAAAAAACUGUAUGUUUUUAAAAGAUGGAUAAAAACAUAGUGCAAAUUUUAAAUUAAUUGAAUAGUUUCGGAAAAAGAAUUCCUAAAUUUUCCUAUGUUUUUGCAAAAAAAAUCGGAAUUCCUCCUUAAGAAACUUUGGGCUUUAAACGCUAAAAAUUUUCGGAUUUAUUGAAAAAAUACGAACCACCAGAAAAUAUUUUUAUAAAUUUAUUUAUGUGUUAAUAAAGUAAACACAAAAACUCAUAAUACAAAGUUAAAAAAAUAGUAAAAAUAGUUAUAUUUAAUCAAAUUAAAUUUUUUUUUGCUUUCUUUAGUUUAAGUUUUUUAUAAUAACAUUACAGUCAAUAUUGUCCACAUAUACUUUUGCUCUCUGUAACAAAAAAAAACAUCGGGUCGUCAAUCAGCGAGUACGUAAACCGCAGCGCCGGACUAUCGCAGAGACCAGACUUGAAGCGUCCGCUUUGUACGUCUCGUGUAUAAUCGCACAGCAUAAAUAACAUAUUAUUUAUAUACUUGUAUUGUGGACAUGACGGGUUCCCGCCCUCUCUACUCGAGAAAACCCGAAAGAUAUAAAUUAACCAACAUCAAAUUUUUGUCGUGAUCAGGUUGUUAUUGAUCACAUACCUUAUUCAAAAUAGUAGAAGAAGUUGACCUUGUAAUUUAUAGAAUGUCUUAGACUGUAUUCUGCAAUUAAUUGCAAACACUAAAAAUCUAUAGUUCAUGUUACAUAUACUAUAGAUUUUCAGUAUUUUACGCACAGAUAUCUAUACUAAACCUAGAUCGCUGGUUCGGCUGAAUAGUUGUGUCCGACAGGUUUUCCGGAUUCGGCUAUCUUACCCAACAACAAAAUGGCUCCGACGCAUGUAUUAGUGCGUAUGUAUUGUCAGUUGAGCCGGUUGAAAAAGAAAAAAGAAUGAAUGUAUAUAUGUUUGUAACAUUCGAGUUUUAUGACAUUCUAAGAUUAUAUUUCAAAUAAGCAUUACAUACACGUUUUAGAUUUUCUUUAAAUUGGUCUGGAAAUAUUGUAAAUGUGGAUUGACGCAAUUGGAAAAGAAGGUUUUCAACCAACCAAAAAUCAACUUAUUUGCAGUGCGCAUUUUAAAGCUGAGGGCUAUAUGGACAGACCAAGCAUAAGCGGUGUCUUGGUAUAUUUUCUAAAGUUUCUGCUUCUACAUUCAUACCUACAAGCGGUAAUUUUGUUGUAGGUAACAUGGUUGAAACCAGAAGUUCUUCCUG
Solenopsis invicta (red fire ant) is the source of this 5949-nucleotide messenger RNA. RefSeq names its product exocyst complex component 7 (gene Exo70). Gene Ontology annotation, molecular function: phosphatidylinositol-4,5-bisphosphate binding. Gene Ontology annotation, biological process: exocytosis. The record is from RefSeq and is a predicted model, not a curated record. Gene Ontology annotation, cellular component: exocyst. Bases 728 to 2818 code for a protein of 696 amino acids. The transcript is spliced from 8 exons. NCBI's taxonomy places the organism in Eukaryota, Metazoa, Arthropoda, Insecta, Hymenoptera, Formicidae.